AUGCAAGUCACCUUCGCCCUGCCAAAUUUGACGGGACGAGCAAAGACUUGGGCCUUAGGGCUCGGGCUUCACGACCUAAUCGGGUUUAAGUCGUUGGAGAUCUUUGAGUCUCGGCUUAAAAAGACGUUUGAGACGCCGAGAGCCGAGUUUAGAGCACGAUCUGCACUAUUGAAGCUAAAGCAAGGUAAGCGUGACGUGCAAGCUUACGCUCAGAACCUGCGCUACCUUGCAAGUAGCGUUACGGAGAACCAUGUUGACGAGAACACGCUCAUCAACGUAUUCAUUUACAGCCUUGUGGACGGGCCGGUAAAGACCUACAUGUUCCGAGAGGACUUCCAUACGCUGGAAAAGGCGAUAGCGUAUGCGAAACAGGAAGACCUCAGCCUGAGACAGUCUCAGUCUAACUCGUCAAACUAUUUACUGACGAGACGACAGGAGACAGGAGGUCCUGAACCAGUGGACCUCUGUUACAUCGAGAGCGACAACUCUCGCUCUCUGAGUCACCAGCGAACGGCAAGAUGA
This is a messenger RNA of Peronospora matthiolae, 522 nucleotides long. Lineage: Eukaryota; Oomycota; Peronosporomycetes; Peronosporales; Peronosporaceae. The record is from the annotation of a GenBank genome assembly.